AUGAACAAUGUGCUAGUGACCAGCAAAGCAAAUUUAUUUCGUCUGCUGCAAUGCGAAAUCUGUCUCGAAAGCGUCCAGGACGCCCGGCUCUGUCCGCAAUGCUCGCGAUUCUUUUGCGACAAGUGCAUCCACGGCUGGAUAACUACCAGAUCCAGCAGCUGUCCCAGCUGCCGUGCGGUCCUACGCUACGAUACUCUGGUUAAGGGGUGUUCGAUCAACGAGAUGCAGGAAUCGAUCACGCUACUGGUUUCCUCCCUGGAAAAACACUACCCGGAAGCUGCCACGGCCAACAACUAUUGCGAAAGACACGAGAAACUGCAGGUGAAUCUGUUCUGCUACUCGUGCGAGAUGAACGUUUGUGCCAAUUGUUGGUUCUCGGAGGACCACGCUGAUCACAAGGAACGGGUCGUACCACUUGAUGAAGCUUACGAGCACUACCGGCAGAACAUGAGAAUGGCCCUUGCCUGGGUUGACGGACGGAUGCAGCUCAUCGAUCAAGGGCUGAGCAAGGUGACCAAAAAUCAGCUACAACUUAGUCGUGAACGGGAGAAUAUCGAGAAACUACGUAAAAAGUCGGUGGCCCUGGUUGCCGGUGAAGCAAGCCCUGCAACGCUCAUCAACAUUGUGAAUAUCGAAAGAAGAAUAACGGAACUGCGUUCAACACAGUAUCAACCGGAAACGGAGACAAUCAGAAUUGAACAUCGCAGGAACUUCAUGCUGGAGUCAACUGUACUGAUCUUUCGCCGGACAGAGUUUCACAAAACGAUUCAGGGGAAAGAUUCGUACGAAUCGAACGCCAAAGGUCCCCAUGGAUUUGUAUGGAAGUGCACGAUCACAACCGUAGAUCCCGAAGGCGAAGGCGAUGAUGGUGAUGCCGAGGAUGAUGACAUACUCUCCUGUCUUACCUUGAUCGAGGGGAAACCAAGCGAGUACAGCGUAACAUUUGAGAACGAACCGGAACGGGUGCAACGGUUCGAGCUGAAUAAACCCGUACGGAUCGGUCAGUUUGAUCCCGCCAGGCACGUCGACAAUGAUACGCAGCAAGUGACCGUCCGAAUUCGCCAGACCUACGCUGACAGAAUCCAACAGUUGCAGGCUCAUAUCGCUCGGUUGGAGCAGGAAUGCGCCGACCAGAAGUCCUACAAUAAACCAUUGUUGUCCGAUUGCGAGAAGAGCAUGGAACCCUCCGCCAGUUAGAUAGUUAGACUAUCAGAUGCUGAUAGUUUGGGCACAUGCUUCAUUAUUAUCUAUUAUUGUCCUUUUGGAUGAAGAUAAUUACGUUUGUUUUGUUUUUUCAAUACAAUAAUUCUAAAUUGCUUUAGAAAGGUAAAUAUUUCACUUUUCAAAAAUUCGAGCGA
This is a messenger RNA of Ochlerotatus camptorhynchus, 1358 nucleotides long. Its product is annotated as tripartite motif-containing protein 54-like. NCBI's taxonomy places the organism in Eukaryota, Metazoa, Arthropoda, Insecta, Diptera, Culicidae. Bases 1 to 1197 code for a protein of 398 amino acids. Gene Ontology annotation, cellular component: aggresome; peroxisome. Gene Ontology annotation, biological process: negative regulation of centriole replication; protein autoubiquitination. The transcript has 4 exons. Gene Ontology annotation, molecular function: ubiquitin protein ligase binding; ubiquitin protein ligase activity; tumor necrosis factor receptor binding. The record is from RefSeq and is a predicted model, not a curated record.